CUCAAAUGGUUUAAUGGUUUGAUUUAAUUAGUAAAACCUAAGGACUCCAAUCACGUAUCAACUAAACUGUCUGAAACUAUAUUUGGGAAAUUGGUCAACAUGCUGCUUAUCCGAAUCCGGUUCGCAUCGAUGGUCCCAUACCCACAAUCUUAUCACUGGGGAAUCAACCCUUAUCAGAUAAUAGGCGGAACUAAUUCGCCUAAUGAAAUUAUGCAAAUGGCGUUGGGAGUCAGUUCGAUUUGGUCCCGACAGGUGCGAGCACUGCACACUUCUAAAAACAUACACACACAGUAUGUUCAAGUCCAAGUCCUUUGAUUUGGUCAACGAGGAAAGGACGAAGAAACCGGAACGGCUGUAUCAGCCCCGCCGGAUGCGAUGGCUCAAAUAUAUCAUCCUGCCGGCCGUGUUCUCCUUUGCGCUUCUUCUGAUCCUGGUCAAUGUGGAUUUCUCCGAGACCAGUGAUGAAGUAACUUCUGAUUCCACGGAUUUGGGCUAUAAACAUGAGUCGCAUUACAACAUCUGUGACCAAUCCCUCUUCAUAUCAAGCCAUGGAUUUGAAAAUAACACUCUACAAAGGAGCUUUUUUCCCAGCAGCUGGGAACUGCAAAACUUAACAAUAGUGAAUUGCACCAUAGUUCAUAUCAGUAAUGGAACUUUUGAUCAACAUAACACCCGUUAUCUUAUGAACUUGCAACUCAUUAAUGUGGAACUGGAAAAUUUAACAGAAUCAGCAUUACAUGGUCUUCAAAAGCUUCAGAACUUCACCCUAAUCAAUGGGAAUAACCAUUUCAAGCCUUUUGGAUUCCUUUCAGCUGUGUCUGAGACGAUAAUUAAUGCUAGAAUACACCAGUCAUUCUACACAGGAACAAGAUAUGCACUCAGUGAUUUCUUGGGAUACAACAAUUUCACCCACUUGAAAUGUUUAGAUAUGAGCGGAACGAAUUUCGGAGGGAGUAUUAAAUCAGAUUCCUUUGAGAAUCUCCCCGCUUUGUCACAGCUGAUCUUAAAGAACUGUGGCUUAAGCCAUAUCGAGUGGGACUUUCUACAACCAAGACUUAAAUUAGUGCAAUACUUAGACUUUAGUGAAAGUCAGAAGGAAAGAGACUAUGCUAAUGACUCGGAAAUAUUUGAGUUUACCCCUGACACAACCAUUGAGGACGAGGAGAGCUCUACUGUUCAGUUCGAAAGAGCCGCUGGUCCACCCUUUGCACCCGCGACAACAAAUUCAACAUCAGCCCCUACCACAGUAGAAUCAACAGUAACAAUAUUUUCAUCCACACUACAAUCAAUAACAACAUCACCCACACAAGAUAUAACGGCUGAUCCAUCAACUGAACCAUCAACGUUAUCUACGAUGACAACACCACGAUCGAAUUGCGAGGAGGAACUUUGCCAAGAACUCGUAUGCUCUCGUAUCUCAGCGGACUCAACGAUUGGAUAUGCAGAUCUGGAAAGUUCGGCAAGUUGUAAGGAUGGUAUACUUGUGGAGGUCUGCGAAUCGGACUGCACAGUACCCACCUACUUCUGUGGACUAUUGGGCGACAAUUUUACCUUCCCAUCCAACUGUUGUUCUCAUUUUACCAUGAGAUGUGUGGUUUCCUCAAAAGCGUCCUGGUUCGAUGAUCACAGCGGCCUUAUAAUUGGACUGGGAAUAGGACUCCUUUUUGGUGGCAGCCUUCUCGGUAUGCUCAUUGCUUACGGAGCUAUACGACUGUUUAAGAAAAGUAAGCGGCGGGAAUCCAACACGAUGGGUCUAAUUCCCCGGAGAUUCGAAAAGGACCUGAAUGACUAUGCGGGGGGUCCGAUUUCGACUCUCGACGACAGCGAAUAUGUCAUUGCUUAUCACCGUUACUUGGAACAAGCGAACCACCGUCACACGGAGACCAAUAAGUACAUAUAUCCACCCAGGGAUAGGGCGCCUUCGGUUCCACCCUCCUGUGAUUACCCCCUACCGCUCCCGGCAAGAAAUAACUACAUAUACGAGAGCUGUGAGCUGUAUGAGGAACUUCCAUAAAUUAAUUUAUAAUAUAGAUAUGCAUUACAUUCAUCCUUAUACCAAGAACCAGAACAUAAUUAAAUAUUGAUUAUUUUUAUAAGAAAAAGCUGUAUAAACGAAUGACGAAUUUAAAAAUGUGUUCUCGUAAUGGCAAACCAAUUUUAAUUCAAAUAAAUUUACAUAACGAUAAAAAGUGUCAAUACGUAGGUACAGGCUAGCUUCCACAUCUUGAACU
Molecule: messenger RNA, 2231 nt
Organism: Drosophila suzukii
Lineage: Eukaryota; Metazoa; Arthropoda; Insecta; Diptera; Drosophilidae
Source: RefSeq, a predicted model, not a curated record